AUGGCCUUGAAUCUGGCGCCGUACCACACGGCCAUGCGAAUCGGCCAAGGCUUCAACUCGUACACGCACGAGAUCAUGAUGAACGACGCCGUCGUGUUCGACGAGGCGGCCGCCGGCGGCGACCACUACCAGAGCGACACCAAGCAGGUCAGCCAGAUCGUCACCUACUGCACCCGCCACGUGGACAAGCUGUCGGACAUUACCGACGCCAUGAACGUCUCGGCCGCGCUGAGCAUCAAGACGGCCACAGCGGGCGGCGGCUUGGCCGGGUCCUUUGUCGACGCCAACAAGUUCAAGGAGAGCUCCAUCAACUUUUUCGUGCAGGUGCGCGUGGUCAACCAGACCAUCAUGGCCGAGGACGUGACCAAGUUCAACGCCAUCAAGGGCGUCUCCGACACGAGCAAGUUCAUGAAGGUGUACGGCGACUCCUUCAUCUCGGGCUUCAUCGAAGGAGGCGAGCUCGACGCCCUGGUGUCCAUCAAGGUGACGGACUCGUCGAGCGUGCGCGACAUCAAGGCGUCGCUCGAGGCGCACUUUGGCCAGGGCGCCGCCGCGGGGGGCAGCCUGAACGCCAGCCUGGGCAUCGACAAGCAAAAGACGGUGCAGAACUCGGAGACGACCAUCACGGUCAACUGGAACGGCGGGGGUGACAUCAAGGAGCCGCACGAGCUGUGGUCGAUCGAGUCGCUGACCAGGGUGGCGGCCGCCUUCCCCAACAACGUGGCGAGAUGUCCCCAGAGGACGCACGCCAUCAUCACCAAGUACGACAGCCUGCGCAGCUUCCAGCUGGAGCAGCCGAAGCCGUCGGUGCUGGACUACGACAUUGCCAGCCUGUACACCAACGACCUGCUCGACUCCAUGAUGUCGUACAAGAACAUCUGGAAAAAGCUUCACGUCGACGCCAGCGACUUUGAGCUGGGCCUCGUCACGUUGCAAAAGGCCGUCCCGCCGCGAGCCAAGCCGCCGCGCAGGGACAACAACGGCAACGGCAACGGCAACGGCAGCGGGCACGGGCGGAGGGGCGAGCGCAGACACUUCAUCGAGGACGUGGUCCAGACGGCGCGCGACCACUCAGACGACAGCGUCGACAGGGUGCUCGAGCUCGUCAAGCUGCUGCACUCGCCCGCCGGGAGCCAUUCCUCCCAGGGGUCCCAACCGCAGACGUCGCAGGACUUUGACUACCCGGACAAUGCCGGCGUGCCCUACGAGCCGGACGACCACGGGCUGGAAAAGGCCCGCAAGGACUGCCGGCUCGAGAUGAUCAAGAUUGUCAAGGAGGUCGACGCCGUGAUUGAGAAUCCGUCGCUGGCUCUCGACAACAGCCGCGACGCGGGCUUCCUGAACCCCUCCAUCUUCCGGAAGCUGCUGCCCAUCGUGACGCCCGUGCCGGCCCAGAAGCCGCCGACCUCCUCGGCGCCCGGGCUGCUCGCUCGCGGAAGCCUUUACAACGAGCCGGGCAGCCUCCCCUCGGCGCUCAGGCAGCACCACGACGAGGCGCAGAGGGACGGCAAGGCCACCCACUUCGUCAUGGCUGGCUGGGCCGGCGACCACGGCACCCAUCAGCCACCCAAGACCUUUUUCGACCUGACGCAGGGCGGCCUCACCACCAAGCACGUGGUGAAGAAGAUUGAGAUGUGGAACCACACGCAGGAGAAGAACGAGUACAUGGUGGGGUACCGUCUCACGUUCAGAAACGGGUCGACGGCGGUGGUCCGCAUGAGCGACAAGGGCGUGGCCCCGACAGAGGAAAAGGGUGCUGCCCCCGCGCAGUCUCACCACGUCUUUGAGGUGGAGGACAAUGAUCGCAUAGUGUCGGUGCAGAUGACGGCCGGCCUCUUUUCCGAGUUCCCCGUGCUCCUCAUCAGCUCCAUCAAGGUGGUCACGGCCGCGGGCAAGAGCAAGGUACUUGGCCACACGUUGCCCUCCAACUCGGUGACGCUGUGGACAGAGGCCCCGGCCGGAAACUACUCGCUCAAGGGGUUCUGGGGGCAGAGCGGCAGCUCGUUUGACCGCCUGGGCGUGUUUUACGGCCUUGACGAAUGA
This is a messenger RNA of Ustilaginoidea virens, 2043 nucleotides long. RefSeq lists its product as uncharacterized. Bases 1 to 2043 code for a protein of 680 amino acids. Lineage: Eukaryota; Fungi; Ascomycota; Sordariomycetes; Hypocreales; Clavicipitaceae. The record is from RefSeq and is a predicted model, not a curated record. The transcript has 4 exons.